Molecule: messenger RNA, 282 nt
Organism: Closterium sp. Yama58-4
Lineage: Eukaryota; Viridiplantae; Streptophyta; Zygnematophyceae; Desmidiales; Closteriaceae
Source: the annotation of a GenBank genome assembly
AUGAGCAUGCAAGGGCCGGAGGCCGAUGGUGCCUUAGGUGCUGGUGCUGCAGUCGAUGCUGGUGCUGCAGUCGAUGCUGGUGCUGCAGUCGAUGUUGGUGCUUCAGCCGAUGCCGGUGCUUCAGUCGAUGCUGGUGCUUCAGCCGAUGCUGGUGCUUCAGCCGAUGCUGGUGCUUCAGCCGAAGCUGGUGCUUCAGCAGAUGCUGGCGCUUCAGCAGAUGCUGGGGCUUCUGGGGGUGACGACACUGGAAUGUGGGUGCGAAUAAAGUUACGGGGGAGUUAA